AUGUUUGCUUCGUUAUGCUCACCAGAUAUCAGGUCGUCAGACGUCGUCUCACCAGAUAUCAGGUCGUCAGACGUCGUCUCACCAAAUGUCAAGUCGUCAGGCGUCGUAAUUCCCAGAUCCUGUGUGUGUGCUGCUACUCGAGCUCCUCCAGUACAAGGUGCUGCUACUGGAGCUCCUCCAGUACAAGGUGCUGCUACUGGAGCUCCUCCAGUACAAGGUGCUGCUACUGGAGAUCCUCCAGUACAAGGUGCUGCUACUCGAGCUCCUCCAGUACAAGGUGCUGCUACUGGAGCUCCUCCAGUACAAGGUGCUGCUACUGGAGCUCCUCCAGUACAAGGUGCUGCUACUGGAGCUCCUCCAGUACAAGGUGCUGCUACUCGAGCUCCUCCAGUACAAGGUGCUGCUACUCGAGCUCCUCCAGUACAAGGUGCUGCUACUGGAGCUCCUCCAGUACAAGGUGCUGCUACUGGAGCUCCUCCAGUACAAGGUGCUGCUACUGGAGCUCCUCCAGUACAAGGUGCUGCUACUCGAGCUCCUCCAGUACAAGGUGCUGCUACUCGAGCUCCUCCAGUACAAGGUGCUGCUACUGGAGCUCCUCCAGUACAAGGUGCUGCUACUCGAGCUCCUCCAGUACAAGGUGCUGCUACUCGAGCUCCUCCAGUACAAGGUGCUGCUACUCGAGCUCCUCCAGUACAAGGUGCAGCUACUCGAGCUCCUCCAGUACAAGGUGCUGCUACUCGAGCUCCUCCAGUACAAGGUGCUGCUACUCGAGCUCCUCCAGUACAAGGUGCAGCUACUCGAGCUCCUCCAGUACAAGGUGCUGCUACUCGAGCUCCUCCAGUACAAGGUGCUGCUACUGGAGCUCCUCCAGUACAAGGUGCUGCUACUCGAGCUCCUCCAGUACAAGGUGCUGCUACUGGAGCUCCUCCAGUACAAGGUGCUGCUACUCGAGCUCCUCCAGUACAAGGUGCUGCUACUGGAGCUCCUCCAGUACAAGGUGCUGCUACUCGAGCUCCUCCAGUACAAGGUGCUGCUACUGGAGCUCCUCCAGUACAAGGUGCUGCUACUCGAGCUCCUCCAGUACAAGGUGCUGCUACUGGAGCUCCUCCAGUACAAGGUGCUGCUACUCGAGCUCCUCCAGUACAAGGUGCUGCUACUGGAGCUCCUCCAGUACAAGGUGCUGCUACUCGAGCUCCUCCAGUACAAGGUGCUGCUACUCGAGCUCCUCCAGUACAAGGUGCUGCUACUCGAGCUCCUCCAGUACAAGGUGCUGCUACUGGAGCUCCUCCAGUACAAGGUGCUGCUACUCGAGCUCCUCCAGUACAAGGUGCUGCUACUGGAGCUCCUCCAGUACAAGGUGCUGCUACUGGAGCUCCUCCAGUACAAGGUGCUGCUACUGGAGCUCCUCCAGUACAAGGUGCUGCUACUCGAGCUCCUCCAGUACAAG
Procambarus clarkii (red swamp crayfish) is the source of this 1447-nucleotide messenger RNA. The record is from RefSeq and is a predicted model, not a curated record. Lineage: Eukaryota; Metazoa; Arthropoda; Malacostraca; Decapoda; Cambaridae.